AGCGCGCGGCGCGGCGAGGCGAGGCGAGACGAGGCGAGAACAGCCGAAAUGGAGGAGAGCCAAACAUCGGAAAGUGUCGCCGUGCUACCGGACAUGUCCGAACCGUUGACGAGCGAGACCGAGGAGGCGGCCGCGCUGACGAGCGAGCACGAGGCACAUCCCGUCGCGGUCACGGCGAGCGUCACUACGGUACCGGGUGUGCCGGGCGUUCCCGGGGUCGGCGUGCCGGUCUCUCUUCCCGUCGGCUCCAUCAUCGGUGUAGCGAACUCGAGCAAUGGCACGACCUUCAACGUCAUCACCUCGGAUCAGCUGCAGCUGCCGGGUUCGGGGCAGUUCAAGCAGAUGCUAUGCGUCGACAACGGGUUCAUUUGCGAGCCGCGUCACGACAAGGACUCGGAUCCGCUGCGUUGGAAUGGUGAGCUGAAGGCGACGCACAUAGUGAUCCAGAACAGCACGGACGAGACAGAGUCGGAGCAGAUACACGUGUCCACGCCCAGCUCUCAGCCGAUAUACAGCUGGUCGGAUUCGGCGAAUCUAGCGGUGCUGCCGAUCAGAUGUAAGAACACAAACGCGGAGCUGCACAAGAGCAGAUUCGGCUCGGGCGGUAGAGGACGUUGCAUCAAGCUCGGCAACGACUGGUACACACCCAGUGAGUUCGAGGCUCUCUGCGGCAGGGCGUCCAGCAAGGAUUGGAAGCGCAGCAUUCGAUUUGGCGGCAGGAGCCUUCAGACUCUCAUCGACGAACAAAUUUUAAAGCCUCACGCAACCUCCUGCACCUGCGCGGCGUGCUGCGACGACGAUAGCGCUACAGGACCGGUGCGCCUCUUCACUCCGUACAAACGUCGAAAGAGACCGAAGGACUCGCCCGACGGAGAGACACCCUCGCGCAAGCACAAGCUCGAGAAUUCGCGCGACGGCAGCAAUAACGAUGAGAGCGGCGACGAGGUUGUUGUGCCCGACAAAGAGGUCUGGCCGCAGUUUGUUUCCGCGGACGGGCUGGUGGUGCAGCAGUCUCAGGAACAGGACGCGGUUGUGCAGAACGCGCAUCAAACGGAAAACGGUCAAGGCGACGACGUCUUUAAGAAACUGGACGAGAUGUCCAACAAAAUGCUGAAGCUGGCUUACGAAUUCAGACGGACCUUGGAAGAGGCGAAGGAGUUGAACAGGCAGCAGAGAAGGGAGCAGGCACUGGUCGCGCAACUCGGGGGCCGGGCGGAUGUUAUCGAGACUGUUGGAUUACAACCGGCAUCUGAUUCGCAUAACAAGAAGUGUGCCAACUGUAAUCGAGAGGCGUUUGCAGAGUGCUCUCUGUGCAGACGCACGCCGUACUGCUCGACGUUUUGUCAGCGUAAAGACUGGGGAAGCCAUCAGAUAGAAUGUGUGAGGGGUGCGGCCGAGACCGUGAUGCUUAUAGUAGAAAGCGGCAACGGGGACACGAGCACUCUCCCGACGACCGCAACGGACCAAUAGCUAGUGUUUCUCACGCCGAUUCACCAAAGGAAUGCGGAAAGCGAGGAAUCCAAUGUGGAGGCACUGAAAUUCAAGGAAGAGACGUAGAUUCGAAGCGUUCACAUUGCGCAGACAUGCGUGUGUAUAUAUAUGUAUGGUAGAGAUUAUUUUAUGUGUAUAUGUUAUACAUAUACGGUGUACA
This is a messenger RNA of Vollenhovia emeryi, 1651 nucleotides long. It is a transcript of the gene Deaf1, whose product is annotated as deformed epidermal autoregulatory factor 1. The coding region runs from base 49 to 1470 and encodes 473 amino acids. Gene Ontology annotation, molecular function: DNA-binding transcription activator activity, RNA polymerase II-specific; RNA polymerase II cis-regulatory region sequence-specific DNA binding. The record is from RefSeq and is a predicted model, not a curated record. Gene Ontology annotation, biological process: positive regulation of transcription by RNA polymerase II. NCBI's taxonomy places the organism in Eukaryota, Metazoa, Arthropoda, Insecta, Hymenoptera, Formicidae. The transcript has 4 exons.